AUGUUCACCAAGGUCAUCUUCGCCGCCCUCGCUGCCCUCUCUGUCGUCUCUGCCGCCCCCUCUUCCGAGAAGCGAGACCAGUCCACCGGUACCGCCACCUACUACUCUGCCAACGGCGACGGCGCCUGUGGCUGGGCCAUCACCGACGACCAAGAGGUCGUCGCCGUCAACUCUGACCAGUACGACGCUUCCAAGUGUGGUCAGCAGAUCUGGGUCUGGAACGCUGCCACCCAGCGAAUCGCCUUCCCCACCGUCGCCGAUGAGUGCCCUACCUGUAGCUCUGGAGACCUCGACAUGUCCGGCACUCUCUUUGCCUACCUUGCUGAUGGCGACAUGGACCAGGGUGUCUUUGACAUGCGAUGGGGUUAUUUCUAA
Molecule: messenger RNA, 375 nt
Organism: Cryptococcus wingfieldii CBS 7118
Lineage: Eukaryota; Fungi; Basidiomycota; Tremellomycetes; Tremellales; Cryptococcaceae
Exons: 4
Coding region: 1-375 (124 amino acids)
Source: RefSeq, a predicted model, not a curated record